AUGUUGUUGUUGUUUCGCCACAGUUUGCUGUUGUUGAGUACCAUUUUGGUCAAGGAUUAUGAUAUUUUAUUGAUUCCAAUUAUUUUUCCUGGUCAUUUUGGGUUAGUAAUUUUUGAUCGUUCAGAUCGUGAUAAUUUUUCAUGUAUUUUCGUUGACUCUUUGCCUUCUGUAAAUCGUUUAACCGAUGUUUCUUGUGGUGUUUUUGAUCAACGGCGUGUUGAUUUAAUUAAACGGUGUAUUUGUGAUUUAACUCCUGGUCUUUUUGUUGAGAAUAUAAAUAUUCAAAUUUUGCCCCGUUCUCAGUUUACAGAACAAAGAGAUGGAAUUAAUUGCGGGUUUUAUGUUUGUCUUUAUUCGGAAUUGUUUUUAUUUAAUAAUAAAUCGUUAAUAAUUCCUAAUUUAAAUAUUCAAUAUGAGAGGAAGCGUAUUUUAUGGCACCUUUCACAAUUAAUUCUUUCAAAUGAUAUUACUUAUGUUGGGAUUUUCGAUUAUAAUCCUAGAAAUGCACCUGUGAAUGAAAAUAUUUUUAAUUUUAAUCUCGAUUUUGGUAAUGAUUUUCAUGAUAAUUGUGUUGUUAAUAACUUUCCUAUAGUUGAUAUGGAGCCUGAUCCACCUCGUAAUUUAAGACGCUCAGAAAGAAUUAAAACAAUGAAAAAUGAUUUAGCUUCUGAAGUUACUGUUGAGAGUAUAAAUUUGCACUCCUUAUAUGAAAUAUCCUCUUAUUGUAAAAGAAACCAUAAGGAUGUUCCAUGUGCCGAUGUCCGUGCUGGGCACGUUAUCAGAAAUUAA
Messenger RNA from Meloidogyne enterolobii, 789 nucleotides. NCBI's taxonomy places the organism in Eukaryota, Metazoa, Nematoda, Chromadorea, Rhabditida, Meloidogynidae. The record is from the annotation of a GenBank genome assembly.